AUGACGUGUAACGAAGUGCGACCGCGCGGGCCGGCUCCCGACCUGAAGAGAGUCGGGGAAGCCUUAAGGGAAUCGAAAUGUCAAGUAAUGGGUGCUAAGAGAGGGACCGGCGGGCCGCAGCACAGGCGGCCGCUCGUGUGCACAGGCCCUGUGCUGGGCGGCCGGCUGUGCUCGGACCGCUGUGCUGUGCGCGUGAGACCACUCCCAGUGUUAGACUGCGAGCGAUCGAUCUCAGUGUCCAAACUGCUAGGAACAGAUCCAGUGCCCGUUUCAUGUGAUUUAAUAUAUUAUACAUAUUAUUAUGAUAAAAGUGGAAUUUUAUUCGUAUUUUUAUAUAGUUAG
Messenger RNA from Danaus chrysippus (African queen), 342 nucleotides. The record is from the annotation of a GenBank genome assembly. NCBI's taxonomy places the organism in Eukaryota, Metazoa, Arthropoda, Insecta, Lepidoptera, Nymphalidae.